Messenger RNA from Arachis ipaensis, 816 nucleotides. RefSeq lists its product as uncharacterized. Lineage: Eukaryota; Viridiplantae; Streptophyta; Magnoliopsida; Fabales; Fabaceae. The record is from RefSeq and is a predicted model, not a curated record.
AUGGCAGUCUCUUGCGAUAAUGCCAGUCUCUCAUUAAGGAAGAAGUUCAAGGAAGCAUCAGGAGUAUUCCUUGCCGACCUAGACGCUAGAGUUGAAGACAAACCCAGACCCGAGCCAGAAGGGAACUUAGAGAAAUUCAAGGUCGGCGACACAGAGGAGAAGUUCACCUUCGUGAACAGAAACCUCCCACACGACCUGAAAGAACCCCUAAUGGAAAUGAUCAGGGCUAAUGGCGACUUGUUUGCUUGGACGCCAGCCGACAUGCCGGGGAUAGACCCCCAACUCAUGUCACACCACUUGGCCGUCAAGGCGGAGGCCAAACCGGUGGCUCAGAGGAGAAGGAAGAUGUCACAAGAAAGAGCAGAGGAGGUGGCCAGGCAGACGGCCAGCUUCCUUGAAGCGGGAUUUAUACGGGAGCUCGACUACUUGACCUGGCUGUCGAAUGUAGUUCUAGUGAGAAAGCACAAUGGAAAAUGGAGGAUGGUAAUGCCGUUCGGACUGAAGAAUGCAGGGGCCACCUACCAACGGUUGAUGAAUAAGAUAUUCAGCGACCUCAUAGGGGAAACGGUGGAAGUAUACGUCAAUGACAUCUUAGUAAAAACCACCCGACCUAACGACCACAUAGGAGACCUGGAAAACGUAUUCGCCUCCCUCCGACAACACGGCAUGAGGCUCAACCCACUUAAAUGUGCCUUCGCCAUGGAAGCAGGAAAGUUCUUGGGGUUCAUGAUAACCCAAAGAGGGGUAGAGACCAAUCCAGAAAAAUGUGAAGCGAUACUCCAGAUGAAGAGCCCGGGAUGCAUUAAAGACGUCUAA